This is a messenger RNA of Clonostachys rhizophaga, 1035 nucleotides long. The record is from the annotation of a GenBank genome assembly. Lineage: Eukaryota; Fungi; Ascomycota; Sordariomycetes; Hypocreales; Bionectriaceae.
AUGGCAUCUACUCGCCUCCCAGAGAUUCGAAAUGACCCUUCAAAGGUCCAGCUUGAACGGAUUUCUCACGUCUUGUUCGAGCAUCCAGACCUUGACAAAUUCGAUGGGUUCGCUCAAGACUUUGGUUUCACACGGGUCCAAAGCCAUGACGAAAGCCUAGCCAUCUAUCGUGGCUAUGGCAAAGAUCAGUAUUGUUACGUAGCACGCAAGUCGGCGACUGGGCAGCCGCAUUUCGGAGGCGGGGUCUUCCUUGCGCAGACCCAAAGUGAUUUUGACAAGGCGGCGUCUAUGGACGGUGCAGAGAUUACAGACCUGUCUCAGUUCCCUGGUGGCGGCCGGAUGGUUACUCUCCACUCGCCCUCUGGGUUCCCCAUUAACAUUGCGUACGGUAUUCAAGAUCGAGUUCAAUCCGAGUCUGAGUCUGUACCGUCCACUCAGGUGGAAAAUAUAGGGCCCUUCAAUGGCAGUGUCACGAAGAGAAGACUGGGAAAGUUCCAACGUUUCCAUCCAGGCCCAGCCCUCGUGCACAAACUCGGUCACUAUGGCUUCGUGCUCGCGCGGUGGGACGAAGAAGUCGCCUGGUAUACGGGAAACUUCAACUUCGUCCCUUCUGACGUGCAGUUUGAGCCGAAUAGGGAGGAUUUCGACGUCAUCACAUUCCUCCAUCUCGACCUUGGAAAGCGUUUCUCAGACCACCACACACUGUUCCUGUCCCGCGCGCCGCCUGGCGAGCACGACCGGAUGCAUCAUACGUCCUACGAGGUCGAGGAUUUUGACACACAGCUUCUCGGACACGAGUGGCUGGCUAGCAAGGGCUACACAAGUGUAUGGGGAGUUGGCAGGCACAUACUGGGGUCGCAGAUUUUCGACUACUGGAGGGACACGAGUGGGUUCAAUAUCGAGCACUAUGCGGAUGGAGAUCUUGUGAAUGAGGACACUGGCACCAAGAGGAGCAUGGCAGGACCAUUGUCAGUUUGGGGGCCGGAAAUGACGGGAAUCAUGUUUGAAGAUGGCACGAAGCCAACUGCUGCUUGA